AUGGCACACCGUGCCGCAAUAGCUCAGCUUCGGGCUCAACGCCUCUCUGGCAAGACACGGCUUGAAACGUACCAGAUCGAGGACCAAGGUGCCAUCUACGACGAGGUCGAUGAAGAUGGUUACAAGAAGGUUGUCCGCAGUCGUCUCGACAAGGACGACUUCGUUGUAGACGACAACGGCGAGGGUUACGCAGACGACGGUCGCGAGGAAUGGCAACACGAACGGCAGUACUUCAGCAGUGACGACAACGAAGACGUCCCUCUGAAAGGCAAAGCGGCCAAACGAAAGCGUGAGGAGGACCGUGAGAAAGAUGAACGUACCAACCACAAGAUCUUAAACUACUUCAACAACCCUCCCGUUGCAGCUUCGAAGCCCAAGGUUCAAACUACCGCCGAGGACGAGGCUUUCAUGGCUGACUUGCUCGGCGAAGUCGAUGCCAAUAUCCUGCCUGCCCGUGCAUACACGAAGAAGCCUGUCAAAUCCGAGCAUCGCCGUAAAGUUAGGGUGCUAUCUCCACCUCUGACCCAAGAACGACCUCGACCAAAGUACCAGGUUCUGCCCACAGACCUGGUGAAUACCCCUCCUCAGCAAGCUACAUCCGGUGAAGAUGACAACAUGCCCAACUUCGAUGACGAGGACAAUAUCAUGAGUGAUCCUCUACCUUCCUCCCCCGUGGUUAAAGCUAUCGAACGCAAGGCAAAGGUGAACAUCAAAGAGGAGGACGAGGAUGACGAGGAUGUGAUGGACGUUGCGCAAGUCAUUGCUCAUGAAGGAGCUCAAACUGCCAGCGUCAAUAUGACUGGCAGCCGGCCUCCGCCCAAGAUCAAGGCCGCACAACUGCCCACACCUUACAAUUCAUCCCCUCCGCUCCCCGCCGUUAAUGACGUGGACGCAUCAUCAUGGAAUAAGAUCACCAGCAAGCUCAAUGUCCAGAGCAGCCCAUCCACGGACAGUUAUAUCUUUGGCAAAAUGAAACCUCAGGACGCUCUCGAGGAUAAUGGCAGCCUUCGUUUCUUCUGGCUUGACUAUACCGAGGUCAAUGGCAGUCUAUGCCUGUUCGGCAAGGUCAAGCACAGGUCCACUGGACGAUACCUCAGUGCAUUCGUCAAGGUGGACAAUAUCCUUCGGAAACUCUUCUUUCUCCCGAGGAGCCAUAGACUUGUCAAUGGCCGUCAGUCGGAUGAGAAGGUCGAGAUGGACGAUGUCUUUGCGGAAGUGGAUGCCAUGAUGUCCAAAAUGAAGGUUACCACGAGAAAAGUCAAGCCUUGUACCAGAAAAUAUGCGUUCGAACUCCCCGACGUCCCAAAGGAAGGGAACUACCUCAAACUGCUCUACCCCUACGAGAAUAGCGCUUUGCCCAUGGAUUUGCAAGGAGAGACGUUCUCGCGGGUUUUUGGCACUAACACCGCUUUGUUUGAGCAAUUCGUUCUGUGGAAGAAUAUCAUGGGUCCAUGUUGGCUGAAUAUCGAGGAUGCAGACUUCACCGCCGUCAACAACGCCUCCUGGUGCAAGCUUGAGUGUGCCGUGACCAGGCCCACGAACAUCGCAGUCCUCAACGAUUCUGACAGCCUCGAGACUCCACGACUGACUCUAAUGUCGCUCGCUUUCCGGACUCAGCUCAAUGUGAAAGAGAACAAACAGGAAAUCUUGGUUGCAAGUGCUAGAGUCUAUGAAAAUGUAUCGUUGACCGACACCACGCCGCCAGAAAAGAUGCCCUCGAGGACGUUUACGGUGAUGAGGCCAUCGGGAUCAUCUUACCCGCUAGGAUUUGAAGCCGAAACUAAGAAGCAGAAUGGUACAUUCAUGCUCGAGAAGAGUGAGCAGUUUCUGCUCAGCAAAUUCCUUGCUCUAUUUGAGAAGGUGGAUCCGGAUGUCUUGAUGGGCCACCAACUGCAAGAGGUCGAUUACAGCAUUCUUCUCAGCCGCCUCAAGGAGAAGAAGACCCCUGGCUGGCAUCGAAUUGGCCGGUUGAAGCGAGGCGAAUGGCCAAAGACAUUCGGCAAGGGCGGCUCUUCGUUCUUUGCCGAGCGGCAGCUUCUCGCCGGACGACUCAUGUGUGACCUGGCAAACGACAUGGGCAAGUCAUUGAUGACCAAAUGUCAACAAUGGAGCUUGACUGAGAUGUGUGACCUCUAUCUGGGGCCAGACAACCCGAGACGCGACCUCGACAACGAGUCAGCGUUGAAAACCUGGGCGACUACUCGCGACGGUCUACUCAACUAUGUCAACCACUGCCAUGCCGAUACGUUUUUUAUCGCCGCGCUCGCAUUGAAGCUGCAAAUGCUGCCUUUGACCAAGGUUCUGACCGAGCUUGCCGGGAACUCAUGGGGACGCACCUUGAGCGGUACGAGGGCAGAACGAAACGAGUAUAUCUUGCUUCACGAAUUCUACCGCAACAAAUAUAUAUGUCCCGACAAGGAGUACCGCAAAGGACGCGCCAAACAGGCAGAGGAGAACGAGGACGGCGACGAGGGCGCUGAUACGAAGAAGAAAGACAAAUAUAAAGGUGGUCUUGUGUUUGAACCCGAAAAAGGCCUCUAUGACAAGUUCAUCCUGGUAAUGGACUUCAACAGUCUGUAUCCGAGCAUCAUCCAGGAGUACAACAUCUGUUUCACCACCGUCGACAGAUCAACGACAUCAGAGAACGAAAACGAGGAAAAAGUGCCCGAGGUCCCAGUCGAACAGGCCCAGGGAAUCUUGCCGAAGCUCAUUUCCACUCUCGUCAUGCGUCGUCGUGAAGUCAAAAAGUUGAUGAAAGACAAACGAGCAACAGUUGAAGAAAUGGCUCUCUGGGAUACCAAACAACUCGCGCUCAAGUUGACGGCCAACUCCAUGUACGGCUGCUUGGGUUAUACUCAGUCACGGUUUUAUGCCAGACCACUCGCCAUGCUCAUCACUUUCAAAGGCAGAGAGAUCCUGAGAAGCACCAAGGAACUGGCGGAGGGGAAUCAGCUUCAAGUCAUUUACGGUGACACCGACUCCGUCAUGAUCAACACGAACGCAGACAACAUUGCCCAGGCCUUAAGUGUGGGUGUUGAAUUCAAACGAUCGGUAAACGAACGGUACAAAUUGCUGGAGAUUGACAUUGAUAAUAUUUUCCGACGCUUGUUGCUCCACGCGAAGAAAAAGUACGCGGCCAUCAACAUGGCGGAAGUUGACGGCAAAUAUGUUGAGAAACUUGAAGUCAAAGGUCUUGACAUGAAGAGAAGAGAAUAUUGCGCUCUGUCUAAGGAGGCCUCCCAAAGGCUUCUCAAUGAAAUCCUCUCUGGAGAGGACCCGGAACUGGUGCUGGAGAAGAUCCACGAGUACUUGCGGGAAUUGGCCGACAAGAUGAGAGAAAAUGCCAUCCCAGUGCAGAAAUAUGUAAUCUACACAAAACUCGGGAAAAAUCCUAAAGAAUAUCCCAACGCCGAUUCGAUGCCUCAGGUCCAAGUCGCGCUUCGCGAGAUCACUCGAGGCAAGACUGUUCGAGUCAACGACGUCAUGUCAUACAUUGUUACUAUGGGAGACGAGCAGACGAAAGGCUUACCAGCGCCCAAACGAUCAUACACGCCUCAAGAUGUACAGAAGCCGGACUCUGGGCUUGUGCCAGAUGUCGAGUAUUAUCUCUACAAGCAGAUCUUCCCACCCAUCGAACGUCUAUGCGCUCCCAUUCCUGGCACAGAUUCGGUCAGACUGGCGGAGUGCCUGGGACUGGACGUCCGCAAAUAUCAAAUCAACACUUCUGGCGGUACAAACCAGCAGAACAGCGAGAUAUUUCCCCUCGAGUCACAAAUCCCAGACAGUGAGCGAUUUCGGGAGGCUGCUCGGCUGAGUCUCUUGUGCCGAGCAUGCAGCAAAACAACCGUGUAUGAAGGCCUUUGUGAUUCGGCAGAUGUGUGCACGCCGGAAGGGAUUUUGUGCAGCAAUACUGAAUGCCAGAAGGUCUUCUCUACAAUGGCCAUUGUGAUUCAAUUGGAGGCGCAGAUCCGUAUACAGACCUCGGCCUACUAUGAGGGCUGGCUCGUCUGCGACGAUUCAUCUUGCGGAAACCGGACGAGACAAAUGUCCGUCUAUGGCCAUCGAUGCCUGGGUCCAAGCGGACGGGCCGAGGGCUGUCUGGGCCGGAUGAGCUAUGAGUACACGGAGAAGAAGCUGUACAACCAACUGUUAUACUUUGCCGGCCUAUUUGAUGUGGAAAAGGCCAAGAAUAAAGCUCGGUCGGAGAAGGAGUAUGUCGAGAAGAAGGACCGGGUGAUUGUGCUGGCCGAGACGAACAAGGAACGAUUUGAAGGAGUCAAGGCCGUUGUGGACGGUUACUUGAGGAAAUGUGGGCGACAAUGGGUUGAGAUGGACGCUUUGUUCAAGUUUGCAUUGAAGUAA
This is a messenger RNA of Capronia epimyces CBS 606.96, 4362 nucleotides long. RefSeq names its product DNA polymerase alpha subunit A. Gene Ontology annotation, biological process: lagging strand elongation; mitotic DNA replication initiation; DNA replication. Gene Ontology annotation, molecular function: DNA replication origin binding; single-stranded DNA binding; DNA-directed DNA polymerase activity. Gene Ontology annotation, cellular component: alpha DNA polymerase:primase complex. NCBI's taxonomy places the organism in Eukaryota, Fungi, Ascomycota, Eurotiomycetes, Chaetothyriales, Herpotrichiellaceae. The transcript is spliced from 3 exons. The record is from RefSeq and is a predicted model, not a curated record. The coding region runs from base 1 to 4362 and encodes 1453 amino acids.